AUGGAAUUAGGUUUGUUAUCGCUGUACAAGGGCAUAAGCGGCUUGGCCUGGGCUAUAAAUAGACGGCUCGAAGCAGCGCCAUCCAGCAAAUGCAAGAUGAGUUCUGAUUGUGACGCCACUGAGCCUGGGAACCCAGUCUAUGAACAGGUUCGUGACGCCACUGAACCUAGGAACCCAAUCGAUGAACAGGUUCGUGACGCCACUGAACCUGGGAACCCAGUCGAUGAACAGGUUCGUGACGCCACUGAACCUAGGAACCCAGUCGAUGAACAGGUUCGUGACGCCACUGAACCUAGGAACCCAAUCGAUGAACAGGUUCGUGACGCCACUGAACCUGGGAACCCAGUCGAUGAACAGGUUCGUGACGCCACUGAACCUGGGAACCCAGUCGAUGAACAGGUUCGUGACGCCACUGAACCUGGGAACCCAGUCGAUGAACAGGUUCGUGACGCCACUGAACCUGGGAACCCAGUCGAUGAACAGAUUGUGACGUCACUGAAUAGCGGGCCCUAA
Molecule: messenger RNA, 513 nt
Organism: Physella acuta
Lineage: Eukaryota; Metazoa; Mollusca; Gastropoda; Physidae
Source: RefSeq, a predicted model, not a curated record